AGUGAAAACUGAUUGGUGCUCCAUGAAAUAUUCAUCACGUGAUAAUCUUUCUUGUUUAAAUGAGAUCCUUUCACUUUUUGAACCCUUUCCCCACUCUCUUUUCUUCUUUUUUUCCUCUUGGGUCUUCAGACAUAUGAAAUCUAGCUUGAUUGAGAUGGUUACAGCUUGAUGAUAUGGGUGCUUUUAAUAAGAAACGAGGAUUUAUAUCUUUACAAACAUAAUUUAAAAUGUGUGAUUCUUCUGGGGAUGCUAAGUUAGAAAAGUUGAUGAUAAUUAGUUUUUCCUUUCCAUUGUACCCUCCCAGAAGGAUGAGAAAAAGAGAUUUUUGCGGCAAAGUUAACUCUACUUCUUAGUUUAUCCCUAUUAUUAAAAGAGAGUGGGAACGGUACAUAUUAUUGAUUUUAUUUCGUUGAAGAUACUCAAACUCAAAGUCCUUAGAGAAGGUCAGUACUUUCCUUUUCAUUAAAUUAAGCUGGAAAAAAAGAUGAACAACUUUCUCGGCAUGAUGUUGACCAGUGCCCCGGUUUAACUCUAGGCACGUACUGAAGGAAAACGAAAUGAACACACUUUUUACAGGAGCUGGGAGCAUUCUCAUACAACAGGGCAUUCGACCAUGUGAGAUCAGUGGGUACAUCAUGGCCCAAGAUUCACCUACCUAGGCCAACUUAACUUGUCAUAAAAGAAGUGGUGGGCCAUGACAUGGAUGCCCCUCUGUCUCAUUAUUUCAUAUACACAGGCCACAAUUCAUAUCUAACCGGCAAUCAGAUAAGCAGCAAUUGCAGCGAUGUUCCGAUCAUCAAAGCGCUCGAGAGAGGCGUUAGAGUGAUUGAAUUGGAUAUAUGGCCAAAUUCAUCUAAGGACAACAUCGAUGUUCUUCAUGGAGGGACUUUAACCACUCCAGUGGAACUUAUAAAGUGCCUGAGGUCUAUUAAGGAGCAUGCGUUCGUCGCGUCUGAGUAUCCGGUCAUCAUAACCUUGGAAGAUCACAUCACUCCGGAACUUCAGGCCAAAGUGGCCGAGAUGGUCACUCAAACCUAUGGAGACAUGCUGUUUUGUCCCGGAUCGGAAGUUUUAAAGGAAUUUCCUUCUCCGGAGUCGCUCAAGAAGCAUAUCAUAAUAUCAACAAAACCUCCUAAGAAGUAUCUUGAGGCCCAGGAAAUCAAGGAAAAGGAAAUUAAACAGCAAAAGAGCAAGGCCUCAACCGAUGAAGAGGCUUGGGGAAAAGAAUUACCUGAACUCAAAGGCGGGGACUCUGUAGCUGGUGAUUCGAAUGAUUCAGAUGAAGAAGACAAUAAUCACGAGGAAGUACUGGACGACGGUGAUAAAGCACAAAGCGAUGUGAUGCCGGGAUAUGUGAGGCUCAUAGCUAUCCAUGCCAUGAGACGAAAGGGUGAAUUGAAAGAUUACCUGAGGGUGAAUCCUGAUAAAGUAACGCGCCUGAGCUUAAACGAGCAAAAGCUUGAAAAAGCAGUCGCUGCCCAUGGGAAAGACCUUAUCAGGUUUACCCAGAGGAACUUGCUGAGGGUAUUCCCGAAGUCCACGCGUUUUGACUCGUCGAACUACAAUCCAAUGAUCGGAUGGAGGUACGGAGCUCAAAUGGUUGCACUCAACAUGCAGGGACAUGGAAGACCACUCUGGUUAAUGCAUGGAAUGUUCAGAGCAAAUGGUGGUUGCGGUUAUGUCAAGAAACCAGAAUUCCUAAUGAAAUCUGGCCCGGACAAUGAGGUUUUCGAUCCCAAGGCCAAACUUCCGGUGAAAACAACUUUGAAAGUGACUGUGUAUAUGGGAGAAGGAUGGUACUACGAUUUUCAUUGUACGCAUUUUGACGCAUACUCACCCCCGGAUUUUUACGCCCGGGUAGGAAUUGCCGGAGUUCCAGCGGAUACUGGCAUGAAGAGAACGAAAACGUGGGAAGACAAUUGGACACCGGCUUGGAACGAAGAAUUCGAGUUCCCUUUAACUGUUCCGGAACUGGCUUUACUUCGGAUCGAAGUUCAUGAGUAUGACGUUUCGGAAAAGGAUGACUUUGGAGGCCAAACGUGCCUACCGGUGUGGGAGCUGCGAAGAGGGAUACGAUCGGUUCCGCUCCAUAACUACGAGGGAGAGAAGUAUCCAUCCGUGAGGCUUCUUAUGCGCUUCGAGUUCUUUUGAAUAUGUUGCCAGAAUCACCGGUAAAUAUGACUUGGUUUGUGUGAAACUUUCCUGAAAUGUUUGAUAGUUGACAUGAACGUGGUACCCUACGUGAUCAUGAACUAUUGAACAAGGCAUUUUAGAUUAAAUAAAAGUUUAGAGAUCAUUUCUAUCA
Messenger RNA from Eucalyptus grandis, 2305 nucleotides. RefSeq names its product phosphoinositide phospholipase C 2. The transcript has 10 exons. The coding region runs from base 700 to 2151 and encodes 483 amino acids. Gene Ontology annotation, molecular function: phosphatidylinositol-4,5-bisphosphate phospholipase C activity. Lineage: Eukaryota; Viridiplantae; Streptophyta; Magnoliopsida; Myrtales; Myrtaceae. The record is from RefSeq and is a predicted model, not a curated record. Gene Ontology annotation, biological process: lipid metabolic process; phosphatidylinositol-mediated signaling.